Calliphora vicina (urban bluebottle blowfly) is the source of this 2526-nucleotide messenger RNA. Its product is annotated as serine/arginine repetitive matrix protein 1. The record is from RefSeq and is a predicted model, not a curated record. The transcript has 7 exons. NCBI's taxonomy places the organism in Eukaryota, Metazoa, Arthropoda, Insecta, Diptera, Calliphoridae. The coding region runs from base 230 to 2086 and encodes 618 amino acids.
AAAUGGCCGCCGUCGAAUAGAGAAAAAAUUUUCCUUGUUAACAAAAUCAUUUAACAAAUUUAUAAAAAUCAAAUUCAAUCUUAAAAUAACACAUUAAACGAGUUGCUAAUGUUUUAAAACCUUUUAAUACUCGUAAAAAGUUUAUUUCUAAUAUAAAUAUAAAAGUAUAUAAAUUCGGAAAUAUUCUGGUAUAAAAUCGUAAAAAUCGUUCGAAAAAAAAGUUCGAAAUAUGUCUUCGUCGCGUCGUCGUGGCGGUAUGGAUAUGAAUCCAAAGUUACAUAUGGACCGCCAACCAACAGUUACCCGUAUAACAGGUAAAUAUCCAUCGUUACCAGCAGGUAAACGUCGUGAAAUUGAUAAUGUCAUGAAGAAAGCAAGAGCUAACACUAACGAUUAUUGGGAUAAGAAACUUUUGGAAGUCGAGGAAAAGGAUCCCAAUCGUUGGCGUCAUACCGGUUAUAAGAAAAUGUAUAUACAAGGUGAAAGUAGUUCCGGUGAAAGUGAUCGCGAAGCAGAUGUCGCAGGUGUGGGUAGUGUCGUUGGUGGAAGUAGCGGUAGCGGGUAUCGUUAUAAUUCCACUGGUGGCCCACCAUUAACUGGUGGACGCUAUGGACGUUCGCGAUCUCCGCGUUCUCGAAGUCACUCACGUGUGCGUAAAACACCACCACUGUCACCUCCUGCACGCCGUCGUUCGCCGCCGCCACCGUCGUCGCGUGACAUGAUAAAUCGUAUUAGUCGUGCCCGCAACUCGCCGCCGUCGUCUAUAGAAGGUCAAACUCGCGGAGUUCGCCCUCGUUCGCCUCCGGUGCGUGGAGGACCACAGCGUUCACCCUCGGAUAUGGGUAAUCGUAGGGCAGGGGGUGGUGGUAGACCUCGGUCACCACCUGAACCGCCCAUGCGCCGUAAACCGUCGCGUUCGCCAAUUGAAAGAAGACGUGGUUCGCCUUCAAGUAUAAGUAUGGGUCGUCGUCGCACACCACCUCCAUCGAAUGUUAGUGGAAUGCCUUCGAAACAAAGAGGACUAAUAUUGCCACGUUCAAAGAGGCCACCUUCACCUCCACCAAGGAGUUCGUGUCGUUCGCGUACAAAUAGUUCGGUUAGUAGUUGUUCUGACGAUUCAUGUUCGGUUUGUUCACCUAGUCAUCGUCAUAGAUCUCGUUCUCUUUCCUUGCCUCGCGUGCGGGGAGGUCCUCGGUCUCCGCCUCCAAAAUCGUCAUCAUCGCGUUCUUUGCAAUAUCAACGUGGGGCUGUUGCAGCCUCUACGUCAUCAGCAUCAUCCACUGCCCGAAUAUCGGGGCGUCCCAUGUCACCUCCGCGUGGGUCUGCAAUUGAGAAGUAUCAUCGCAAUGAUAUUGUUCGUCACAUAAGCCGACAACGCAGUAUAGAUAAUCAUUCAUCUGAUGGCCAAGUUAAAGUUACACGAUCCAGUCGUCACUCCCCUCCAGAGGAUCCGCGAUUGAAAAAUAGACCUCCAGAGCCACCAGAGCCUACUUCAUCUACUGUAGUACCUCCUAAAAAAAAGAAAAAGGAGAAAGAGCUUCGCACGCGUAUAAAAAUUGAAGGUGAAAAACGUAAAAAGCACUCGUCCUCGGAUUCGGACGAUUCGGGUGCAUCAGACAGUGAUGAAACUCCGUUGCCCACAUUUACCGCUACCACGCGUCUAACAUUGUCGGAACGUUUCGGUAAAAUGGCACAAUGGUCUAUUGACCGCAGCAAUAUGGAAAAUAUGCGUAUUACAAAAGAUUCCGCUGGAGGAGCUCUGAAAGUGAUGAUAGAAGAAGGCUUGGAAUCUCCGCCGCGUCGCUAUUCGUAUUCGCCAGCACCGGUUGGCCACUUCCCUGAGGAAUUAGCAACAACAGCACCGUCGGGCAUGUUGUCUUGGGAUGACGUACGCGUUCGUUACGAAUAUUAUAAAUCUCGUGGAUACCUAAGAGACUUAGAUUUAAAGGACUAUAUCAAAUGGGAGGAAUGGUGGUAUAAAUACCAAGAAUGGCUAAAACAUGAACGCUAUUAUGAGUAUUGGGAACGCCAACAAUUAGCUAGACGUAGACGUAAAAAAUUGCCCAUAACUCAAAGACUUAAUUAAAUAAUUUAAACUAAAGUAUUCUUCAUCUUUUUCAAUUAUAUAAUUUUUCUAAUAUUAGUAAUUUAUAAUUCUCGCUUUUUGUGGAAUUUGUUUUUUUUUUUUUAUUUUUUUUUUUUUGUAAAACCAUGUUGGUACUUUAUCGAAAAUUUUUUUCUUUUAUUUUUACAUUUUGAAUGUAUGAAAUGUAAAUAGUUAAGAUUUUUUUUCUAUUCAAAUUUAACAAUUUAUAAAAUCAUUUUGUUUUUUAUUUUUUCUUUUUUUGAUUGAAAAGGUGUAGUAGCUCUAUGUAUUUUUUUCUAUUUUACAAAAUAUUGUAAUUUUUAGAAAAAGAGAAAUUACUUAAAAAUAAGGUAAAGUAAAAAAAACACUGCUGUUUUUUAAGAUAAAAUUAUUGUAACUAUAAUAAUAUAUAAUAUAAAGAAAAAUGAAAACAAUUAAAA